GUCAGCCUUAGUUCGUAAAUAUCCUCAAAAACAAAGGGCACUUUCCCAACUUUGCACCUAUAAAUCCUUAAUCUCACACCCUCCUUCAAAUCCCUCAACCUUUAUUUCUAUCAACAAUUCAUCAUCAAUUCCACUGCAACUUUCUUAAAAACAGAACAACAACAGAGGAAAACAUAGGAGAAAAAUGUCCCCAAAAUGCAGCCAAAUCCGACACAUCGUUCGGCUCCGCCAGAUGCUGCGGCGCUGGCGCAACAAGGCUCGCAUGUCUGCAAACCGCACACCGUCAGAUGUGCCUGCAGGACACGUGGCUGUUUGUGUAGGCACCAACCUCACCAGAUUCGUGGUGCGUGCAACUUACCUGAACCACCCCGUCUUCAAGAAGCUUCUCCUUCAAGCUGAAGAAGAGUAUGGCUUCUCCAACCACGGUCCAUUGGUCAUCCCCUGCGACGAAAUGCUCUUCCACGAGGUUCUCCGGUUCAUCUCUUGGUCCGAAUCAGCAAAACCAAACCGGUUUGUAAACCUCGAACUUGACGACUUAAAACAACACUGCCACAUCAGAAUCAACAACAACCUUGAUUUUUGGCCAGAGUCUAGACCGCUCCUUCACGGUCCCAGUGACAAAACCGUUUGGUAACUCAAAUUUUUAUUUUUACACAGUUCAAAAUUGACUCAGCUGAGUUUUCCAAAAAAGGUCUAGAUAAACCUGGUCUGGUCGAGAUUUGAGUUGAGUGAAAAGAGGCUUUAUUAUAAUUAUUAUUAUUACUAAGUGAGAUCUCAUUUUCAUAGUAAGGAAGUUUGUUUUUGAUGUGAGUCGAGUUACACAUAUCAUAAAAUCAGUGUUAGAAGAAUGGUCCGGGAAUCACCGAUGGAGGAGAUGGCACAACCGAGUCGUCCCGGGUUCGGAUCCGAGUUAAGGCUGUGAUUUCAUGGCUUGUUCCAAGCUGCGAUAUGAGUCUCUAACUGUCAUGGUAACACCCACACGAUGUAAAGCACUUAUUAUGUUGUAUUUAUUUUAUUCCAUCAAUGCAAACGCAAAUUAAGUUGUAGUGAA
Molecule: messenger RNA, 1051 nt
Organism: Vigna angularis (adzuki bean)
Lineage: Eukaryota; Viridiplantae; Streptophyta; Magnoliopsida; Fabales; Fabaceae
Product: auxin-induced protein 6B
Exons: 1
Coding region: 185-634 (149 amino acids)
Biological process (GO): response to auxin
Source: RefSeq, a predicted model, not a curated record